AAAUACGAUCGUUUCAGGACGUUGUUACGAUACCGAGACAUUUUAAAUCCGAUCUCCUUCAGCCUUAACAAACCCAACUUCGUCGUUUGUUUUGUUUUGGUAAAAAUUCCUACGAACUCUAUCUUUAGAUAUCCUGAAUUUGACAUUUUGAUGUCUUUAAACGUUGACCAUCAGCAGCUGCUGGGUAACUAUUAAUGAUUAAUGAUUAUUUGUUAUGUCGAGCGGGAACCUCCACACGGCAGCUCACACACGGCUAACAUCGGCUGCGUGACAGUGGGACUGGGACAAUCCGUUAAAGCCGGUCAAAAAUAGAAACACGAGCAGCGCCUCCCUCUCCCUCCCUCCCCUCCUCUGUCCAUCACCAUCUCCUCCUCCUCCCCUCACAUACGUCACGCCGUCGCUGGUCCACUCCACUCAGGAAAUUUGAACACGGAUCUCUUCACCACGCGCUCACACACGGGCAUCUCUCGGCGCCAAGGUCACAGUGAGUCCUGGAAAAAGAGUCCGGCUCAGCCAUCAGCUCCUCACAGCGAACGGUCAGUGUUGAAGGUGGGCAAGCCAUGGCGCCCCCUGCCACAAAUCCAUCUGCAGUGCCACCACCAGACGGCGGCUGGGGCUGGGCUGUGGUGCUGGGCUCUUUCAUCUCCAUAGGGUUCUCCUACGCCUUUCCCAAGGCCAUCACGGUCUUCUUCAAAGACAUCCAGAUCAUCUUCGACGCCUCCUACAGUCAGAUCGCAUGGAUCUCCUCCAUCAUGCUGGCGGUCAUGUACGCUGCGGGUCCCAUCAGCAGCAUCCUGGUCAACACCUACGGCUGUCGGCCCAUCGUCAUGAUGGGCGGCUGCCUAUGCGCCACUGGCAUGAUCUUAGCGUCGUUCUGCAAUGACGUGGUGCAGCUCUACAUCUGCAUCGGCGUCAUUGGAGGUCUGGGGCUGGCGUUCAACCUGCAGCCAGCUCUGACCAUGAUCGGCAGGUACUUCUACAAGAAGCGUCCCAUAGCUAACGGACUGGCGAUGGCGGGCAGCCCGGUGUUCCUCAGCACCUUGGCUCCUCUGAACCAGUUUCUCUUCAACAACUUUGGUUGGAGAGGCAGCUUCCUCAUCCUGGGGGGGCUGCUGUUGAACUGCUGUGUGGCUGGCUCCCUCAUGAGACCCCUGGGACCCCCGCCGGGCAAGGUCAAUAAAGACAAAGUCCUGGCUGUCGCCACGCCGCCGGAAGGGAAACGUUCUGCCUGGCAGAUUCUCAACAAGUACCUGGACCUGACCCUGUUCAAACACCGAGGCUUCCUCAUCUACCUGUCGGGAAACGUCAUCAUGUUCCUGGGCUUCUUCGCGCCCAUCGUCUUCCUCGCUGCCUACGCCAAGGACAUGGGAGUGGACGAGUACUCGGCCGCCUUCCUGCUCUCAAUCCUGGCUUUCGUUGACAUGUUUGCACGACCGUCCAUGGGACUGUUGGCCAACUCGCGAUGGGUUCGACCUCGGAUCCAAUACUUUUUCAGCUUCGCUGUACUGUACAACGGCGUGUGCCACAUCCUCUGCCCCCUGGUGGAGAGCUACAGCGGCUUGGUUGUGUAUUCCAUUUUCUUUGGCUUUGCCUUCGGCAUGGUGAGCUCAGUGCUGUUUGAAACGCUGAUGGACCUUGUUGGACCUCAGAGGUUCUCCAGCGCCGUAGGCCUCACCACGAUCGUGGAGUGCUGCCCGGUGCUUCUCGGUCCACCGCUAGCAGGGAAACUCGUCGACGUCACCAAAAACUACAAGUACAUGUACUUCUGCUGCGGGGCCGUGGUGAUCUUGGCCAGUAUUUGGCUCUUCAUCGGAAACUUUAUAAACUACAGACUCUUGGCGCGUGAGCGCAAACUCGCAGAGCAGUACAAACGGACUGAGACGGAAGAUCCAGACCAGGUGAGGUUCCGGAAGGAGGAGGACGGCGAGGCUCAGGCGUCUGACGGCGCGGCUAACGAGGGUCAGAAAGACGAGGAGGCCAUGCAGCGGGAAACCAACAUCUGAGAGCCGCGGCGCUCGCUCUCCUUCAGUGACUGUGCAAUGCUUCCAAAUGGAGAUCAAACCUGUGUCCGGCGCCACCUCCUGGUGCCCCAGCAGGCUGUGUUUAGGGUCCUCUGCAUUUCUAACAAACCAACUUCUGAAGCAGAUGUUGUUUUGUUGACAGCUUUAAUAGGUAUGUGUUUAUCAAAGAUAUUUGUUACAAUAACAGGAAGUGUAAGAUAGUCUGUGAACGGGAAGAGUCCGAAAAAGUGAAACGGUGAAUUAUUGUGUUUAUUUUUUUUUUCUUUUGCUGUUAGUUUCACCACAUAUCGGAUAUUCACAAUUUAGUAUUUACACCAGUGGGAUAAAUCUCUUCACAUCCACACAGACAUAGUGACAUAAUAUUAAUGUGAAAACCACAGUACUUCGUAGCAAACAAAACCUUUUUCAUGUUCAAAUCACCAUUCCAUGCCAUUUUGGUUUUGCUCAUAUUUUUCCGAUGUGUCAUGAACGCAGCGUCACCGUUCCUCAAAAACCUGGAACUGCAAUUCACCCAGACUGACGUCUGUGUGUGUUGUCAGUCGUCCAGGUCAUUGACAUGCGAUCAAAGGUGGAAUUCGGUAAAUAAGAACGCUCUGUGAGGUGAAGGUCAAGAUCAGAAGGCCACGAUAUAAAGUCAACACUUCCAAUUCCUGCUUUCAUUUAUUUAUUUUUUUGGAACUUUUUGAAACACUUUUCAAACUUCCAGUGGUGAAGUCCAUCUAGUACUUUUCCAGAUUUCUGUUUCCAAAACAGCACCAUUUGGUGAGACCGCUUGAAUCUGCAAAUGAGUUUGACGACCGCCACGCACUGAACGCCGUCGACCUAUUUUUCGUUAGACCGUCCAGAUUGAAACGGGGGGGAAAAAAAUCCUUAAAGCUCAUUUCACGAAGCGACUGGGCGUCCUAAAACUUCCACUUCAGGGUCGAGAGCAGAUGUGUUCGCAGCUGCUCGACCACACACUGCCCGCCCGAGCGCUGUAACACCGUAGUAAAACCAGCACUGAUGUCCCGCUAUAAUAUCCUGUGUCGUAAAAGGCUGGCAGUACUUUGUGAAAUACUCCGUGUUGCUCCUGUGUACAGUAUGUUGCACUAAAACAACAACUGGCCGCACUUCUCCCCAAACCUCUUUAUUGCUGCUGCAUUUCAUUCAGUCAAAAUGUGGUGGGGUGUAAUUCUCCCGUUGGGCCAGUGGGAGGCGUUAUGACCAAAAUAACCUGCAUAUAUAAAGAACUAAUUUAUACAAGUAUAGCCCUUGAGCAAUAUAUAUAUAUAUUUCAACGCAGAAACACAGGGAAAUGUUGAGUAUUUAUUGUGGUGCGUUCAAGGUCCUUUCUGUAAUACAUUGCCUUAAAUGUGGUGUAGUGUAUUUGUUGUGUACUUGAUAGUAGUAUAGUAUUAUGUGAAGCAGAUCUACCUUUGGAGUGAAAUGCAACGCACAUAUAUUACUGCAAACCAGUUACACUCGUCAUCUGCUCCAGUUUUUAUUUUUAUUUUUUUCAUCUUUUGUUGUUUUGAUGUUAAAUAGUUAAAGGUGGAGUUCAGGAAUCUGUGAUUGUCAUCGCAGAGCAUGUAGGACUCCCCUGCAGGGGGUGCUAUAAGACACCGUCAACAUCCUUCCUUAUUUAUUCAUCACCCAGUUUUAAUUUUCCUAACCGUCACCCCGCUGUGCUGUUGAUCGGAUUUUCGGCCGAAAUCCCGAGGCUAGCAGCUGACCACCUGCUUCUGCGGUCCGAAUGAAGCCAAACACAUUCGAAUACUACAAAUGCAGUUUGUUUAAAGUAGUCAUGCUAGAGAAUACAGCAUUUUUGCAGUUUAUUUUUUUUCCUAUUUUACAUUUUAAAAUAGAUGUGCAGCUGUGUAGCAUUUAACCAUGACGUAUUAUGACCAAACGGCGCCCUCUGCAGGCCAUAGUGAGAUAACAUCAACCAGCCUUGGUCACUGAAGUGUGAAGACAGCUGACAAAACGUAUAAAAUAAGUCAAAUAUUUCAUGUAAUUAAUGCUAGUUAACACGAUCGUGACCUCGGCUGGGUUUGGUUUGGUUCGUAUAUCGUUUCAGGAUUCAUCUGUCAGCUCCAGAAUUCGUUUUCAGAUUAGCUUCAUCUUUAUUCGCCCAAAGAUGCACUUUAUUCACUAGCAUUUCACGCUCAGAAGAGUGUUUUCACGCGUAAUCCUGUCGGUGUCUUUUCGUAUAAAUACAUACGUCCUACUAACACCUUCUAAAAUAUACUAAUCCAGUUUGCACUUUGUGGAAAGAGGGACAGAUUUCACUCACUGUGCUCACCGAACAUGAUUAUCAAUGGUACGUUAGACUGCUGUACAAUCACUUUCUACCAAAUAACACUGCCCCCUGCUGGUUUCAAGACACCAAGACCAAGAUGUAACGCCAAGUUUCCUUUUAAAAAAGGGAAAUAAAGUAGAAUUUUAUUAGGGUUUUUUUUUUCUGUUUUCUGUUCAGUAUCUAAAGGUGUUGAUUCUUUCUGGUGGUGGGAACACACCUUUUUUUUCCCCUGGAUAUUUUUAUUCCUGCCUGUGAGGCUGGAAAGACGAGGCUAUAAUGAGUUUGAUGAAGAAAAGGGAAAACCUGUGAUUCUCACCAUAAUUUUUUUCCAAAUCCGUUCCAUGUGCAAGAAAAAGACGCAUAUAUAAGGAACUGGAGGGAAAAAUAAAAACAAAUCUUAUUUGAAGUUAUUUUUAAUUGUAUAUUUAGAACAAAGGUGAACAGAUGAUGUAAUUCAGACAGAAAUAACUCAGAGUGAACUCCAUGUGCACCUUUAGCCUUAUUGACUAUAGAUAUUUAUAGACUUUUAACUUUCUCUUCUGUUUGGGUUUGUAUAUGUAUUUAGAAAUGACCUUUGACCUAUUCAAAAUGAUUAUACUUGUUUUUAAACACAGAGCUUUAAGUUUUUUAAAAAACAACUGUUCUGUUUUAAGUAUUUAUAGCUCUUUUAUUUCUUUCGUUUUCAUGAUGUGUGGAACAAAUGUACUCUGAAAAUGUAAGUGGUUUAAAGUUUGUAUUCUGGACUGGAGACUUGGACAGAUGUCCCUCAGGAUGUCACUGGAAGACGCCUGUUGACAAACAGUGUUUGACUGAUAACAGCAGAACGAACCACGAGAGGAAAAGAAAAAUUCUAAUUCAAAUCCUUGAGGUUUGGUCAAAAUGUCGUAUUUUUUCCACAUCAGGUAUUUUCUUAAGACAAAUUUCAUGUUUAUUUCUAGUUUUAGUAUUUUAUUUUCUACAACCUGCCCCCCCGCUCCCAAAUAUUGUAAAUAUGCAAAUGUGAACGUCCAUCCCUGAUGCAGAUUUUUUUUUAAUUCCUUAAGGAAUUCUAACGAAUGUUAAUAAGAACAAAAAUCAAGUCUGCAGAAGAAAAAAAAACUUCUUCUUUCUUAUCAGCAUAGCAGUGAGAAAAUAAAUGACUGUGUUGGUGUUGACUGUGUACAAGGUGAUCUGCUACUGGGAGGCUGAAGGACUGUCGCGGAUGUAUCUAGCUGCUAAGCUAACUGUGCCUUAUCAUGUUACACUAAUGACUUAUUAGUUUCUGACUCCUGUCCUACUCCGUAACUAACUCUGUCUCAUUUAUUAGUUUUAUUUAAAUCAUCGAUUUAUUCAUUCAUAAUCGACUGUUGUUUGUCUGAGGAAAUCAGUGAAGAGAAUGGGACGCGACGUUAGCGGUUUGGACGAAUCACCUCACCUCAGAUGUAAGCAGCCGUUCUCCUGUCUGGAGCUCGGCAUCGAACCCAGUCCUUCACGACCUUCUGGUAGCAGCCCCACUGUGUGCUUUCUCAUCAGGCCUGUGUGGCGAGAAAAAACAAAACAAAAACCUACUGUAUCUUUAGAAAGUGUCCGUCUUUUCGACUACCUCUGCAGCCACCGUGUCAGAGUGAGAACCACACAGGUGAAGAAGAGUGAUUGUAAAAUGUAGUCUCACGUGACAAUACCGCCGAUCACAGUAGCUGAACGAUUAAACUAAAUGUCCAAAUGA
Molecule: messenger RNA, 6004 nt
Organism: Cynoglossus semilaevis (tongue sole)
Lineage: Eukaryota; Metazoa; Chordata; Actinopteri; Pleuronectiformes; Cynoglossidae
Product: monocarboxylate transporter 2
Exons: 5
Coding region: 561-2003 (480 amino acids)
Biological process (GO): plasma membrane lactate transport
Cellular component (GO): basolateral plasma membrane
Molecular function (GO): lactate transmembrane transporter activity
Source: RefSeq, a predicted model, not a curated record